This is a messenger RNA of Myotis brandtii (Brandt's bat), 3382 nucleotides long. RefSeq names its product MAM domain containing glycosylphosphatidylinositol anchor 1 (gene MDGA1). Gene Ontology annotation, cellular component: membrane. The coding region runs from base 9 to 3146 and encodes 1045 amino acids. The transcript is spliced from 17 exons. Gene Ontology annotation, molecular function: protein binding. The record is from RefSeq and is a predicted model, not a curated record. Gene Ontology annotation, biological process: nervous system development. NCBI's taxonomy places the organism in Eukaryota, Metazoa, Chordata, Mammalia, Chiroptera, Vespertilionidae.
CCCUGAAGAUGGAGGUGACCUGCCUGCUACUUCUGGCGCUGAUCCCCGUGCACUGCCGAGGACAGGGCGUCUACGCUCCAGCCCAGGCCCAGAUCGUCCACGCGGGCCAGGCGUGUGUGGUGAAAGAGGACAACAUCAGCGAGCGCGUCUACACCAUCCGGGAGGGCGACACCCUGGUGCUGCAGUGCCUUGUCACCGGGCACCCUCGGCCCCAGGUGCGGUGGACCAAGACUGCGGGGAGCGCGUCCGACAAGUUCCAGGAGACGUCCGUGUUCAAUGAGACGCUGCGCAUCGAGCGCAUCGCGCGCACGCAGGGCGGACGCUACUACUGCAAAGCCGAGAACGGCGUGGGCGUGCCCGCCAUCAAGUCCAUCCGCGUGGACGUGCAGUACCUGGACGAGCCGGUGCUGACGGUGCACCAGACGGUGAGCGACGUUCGAGGCAACUUCUACCAGGAGAAGACGGUGUUCCUGCGCUGCACCGUCAACUCCAACCCGCCGGCCCGCUUCAUCUGGAAGCGCGGCUCCGACACCCUGUCCCACAGCCAGGACAACGGCGUGGACAUCUAUGAGCCCCUCUACACCCAGGGGGAGACAAAGGUCCUGAAGCUGAAGAACCUUCGGCCCCAGGAUUACGCCAGCUACACCUGCCAGGUGUCUGUACGCAACGUGUGUGGCAUCCCGGACAAGGCCAUCACUUUCCGGCUCACCAACACCACGGCACCACCAGCCCUGAAGCUGUCUGUGAAUGAAACGCUGGUGGUGAACCCUGGGGAGAAUGUGACGGUGCAGUGUCUGCUGACAGGCGGUGAUCCCCUACCCCAGCUGCAGUGGUCCCAUGGGCCAGGCCCGCUGCCCUUGGGGGCUCUGGCCCAGGGUGGCAUCCUCAGCAUCCCUUCAGUGCAGGCCCUGGACUCUGGCUACUACAACUGCACAGCCACCAACAAUGUGGGCAACCCCGCCAAGAAGACCGUCAACCUGCUGGUGCGAUCCAUGAAGAAUGCCACAUUCCAGAUCACCCCAGACGUGAUCAAAGAAAGUGAGAACAUACAGCUGGGCCAGGACCUGAAGCUCUCGUGCCACGUGGAUGCGGUGCCCCAGGAGAAGGUGACCUAUCAGUGGUUCAAGAACGGCAAGCUGGCACGCAUGUCCAAGCGGCUGCUGGUGACCCGAAACGACCCUGAGUUGCCUGCGGUCACAAGCAGCCUAGAGCUCAUUGACCUGCACUUCAGCGACUAUGGCACCUACCUGUGUGUGGCUUCCUUCCCAGGAGCACCUGUACCCGACCUGAGCGUCGAAGUCAACAUCUCCUCUGAGACAGUGCCUCCCACCAUCAGCGUGCCCAAAGGCAGGGCCAUCGUCACCGUGCGCGAGGGCUCGCCUGCCGAGCUGCAGUGCGAGGUCCGGGGCAAGCCGCGGCCGCCCGUGCUCUGGUCCCGCGUGGACAAGGAGGCUGCUCUGCUGCCCUCGGGGCUGCCCGUGGAGGAGACCCCGGACGGGAAGCUGCGGCUGGAGCGCGUGAGCCGCGACAUGAGUGGGACCUACCGCUGCCAGACGGCUCGCUACAAUGGCUUCAACGUGCGCCCCCGCGAGGCCCAGGUGCAGCUGAACGUGCAGUGUGAGUCCCACUGUCCCACGGAUCCCUCCCGAGCUGUCCCUCCUGUUCUCGCCAGGCCUGUCCCCUCUUUACCCUUCCACCCACCCAGUCCCACCAACGCCUCCACCUACUCUUUCCCACCUCCUCCCCUCUCCCCUGUUCUCCCACACUUUCCCUGUCUCCCCACCGUUUUGCCUGUCUCUCUCCUGUGUCUUCUCUUCCUUCUACCUCCAUGCCUUGGCCCUUCUCUUCCCAUCUUUCCCCCAAUCCUCUUCCCUGUGUCUCCUCUAAUCGCUGCUCUGUCUUUACCUUGGCCUUGCCACUGCAUUCUCACCAACGCCAUCUCUUGGAAAAUUCAAUCUCCCUUUUCUCCAUUUCCCACCUUCCCUCCGACCCACCCUCAUCCUCCCCAAACCCCUCUAUCCCCUCAUCUCCUCUCCUCACAAUAUUCUCUUUGUCUCCCCAUCUUAUCUCUCUGUCCCACCCUGUCCUGUCUCCCCCUCCCAUGCCUCCUCUCUUUGUCUCUCCCCAUUCCCCACCCUCCAUGGCCCCAUGCCCCCCUCCCCGCCCUCUUAGCCAAAGCCUACAGCCCGGAGUUUUACUUCGACACCCCCAACCCCACCCGCAGCCACAAGCUGUCCAAGAACUACUCCUACGUGCUGCAGUGGACCCAGAGGGAACCUGACGCCGUCGACCCCGUGCUCAACUACAGACUCAGUGUCCGCCAGUUGAACCAGCACAGCGCCAUGGUGAAGGCCAUCCCCGUGAGGCGUGUGGAGAAGGGGCAGCUGCUGGAGUACAUGCUGACCGACCUCCGCGUGCCCCACAGCUACGAGGUCCGCCUCACGCCCUACACCACCUAUGGGGCCGGUGACAUGGCCUCCCGCAUCAUCCACUACACAGAGCCUAUCAACUCUCCCAGUCUGUCAGACAACACCUGCCACUUUGAGGAUGAGAAGAUCUGUGGCUACACCCAGGACCUGACAGACAACUUUGACUGGACUCGGCAGAACGCCCUAACCCAGAACCCCAAGCGCUCUCCCAAUACCGGUCCCCCCACUGACGUCAGCGGCACCCCUGAGGGCUACUACAUGUUCAUUGAGACGUCGAGGCCCCGGGAGCUGGGGGACCGGGCGCGGUUGGUGAGUCCCCUGUACAACGCCAGCGCCAAGUUCUACUGCGUCUCCUUCUUCUACCACAUGUACGGGAAGCACAUCGGCUCCCUCAACCUCCUGGUCCGGUCUCGGAACAAAGGAGCCCUAGACACGCACGCGUGGUCCCUCAGUGGCAAUAAGGGCAACGUGUGGCAGCAGGCCCACGUGCCCAUCAACCCCAGCGGGCCCUUCCAGAUUAUUUUUGAGGGGGUUCGAGGCUCAGGCUACCUGGGAGAUAUCGCCAUAGACGAUGUCACACUGAAGAAGGGAGAAUGUCCCCGGAAGCAGAUAGAUCCCAAUAAAGUGGUGGUGAUGCCGGGCAGUGGAGUGCCCCACCAGCCCCGCCCACAGCUCUGGGGGCCCUUGGCCGUCUUCCUCUUGGCGCUGCAGAGAUGAUGAGAGCUGCGCGGCCCCCCGCCCCGCCCCUGGCACACCAAAGUGUCUGCAUCGUACCAAAGACUGACCUCUGCCAGCCGGGGUGCCCGGGGCAGGGGCGGCCCACAGGGAGGGGCCUCCGUUGGCUGCGAGGAUGAGCAGAGAACAAGGACAGAGGCCCCGCUGAGGCCCUGCAGACGCGCACACUCACGCCCACACUCACACAGAGAUCUAUUAAAGCACAAGUUUCUAUCCGA